ACAGCUCUGUACAUCAGGUGGGGGUGGCCGAGGCGCCAGUGGGCCGGCUCGCACAAGCAGGCGUCGCCCGAAAAAGAAAAGGCCGGCUGUUGCUCCUUGCACCGAGGUCGCACGGAGCCCUGCAGGACCGUUUAGUGGUCGGGAUCAUGGUGCAGACCCAGACAUAUAAAGCCGUUGCGCCGUCGACCCUGUCUCCACACCCGUCACCGACAGAGCCAGCACCGGCCCAAGCCCGACUCCGACUCCGACUCUGACUUCUCGCCCCGCUCGUCUCUCCGCCAUGCUGUUCAAGUCUUGCGCCGCCGCCCUGGUUCUCGGCCUCUCCCUGACGACCGGCGCCCUUGCCAAGGGCGACUUCUCCGAGUACAUCAGCAACCUGGAUCACCGCAUCGGCUCCAUCUCGGAGCAGCUCUCGUCCGAUGCCACCGCGGCCUACACGGCCCACACCGACCUCCUCGAGGACGGCUCCUUCCAGGGAUGGGUCAAGCAGGUCAAGGACCACAUCGAUGGGCAGAGCAGCUUCGGCGCCGCCGAUGACAGCGAGAAUGCCCAUGAGGACAACGUCCAGUCGCUCGUCCAGACUGUCUUUGGCCAAAGCCUCUCUGGCGACGACGCCGACAAGCAGCGCCAGGCUGUCCUCACUGCCGUCCUGCCCACCUCGUUUGAUGCUCGCCAGAAGGGCUGGGUCAAGAACAUCAAGAACCAGGCCAACUGCGGCAGCUGUGUCGCCUUCUCCACCGCCGAGGUCAUCGAGGUUGCCCUGGCCACCACCGGCGUCUCUGCUGAUGUCUCCGAGGCCGAUCUCUUCUUCUGCCUCGGCGCCUCUGCCGGAGCCUCCUGCGCUACGGGCUGGUACCCUCAUGAUGCCAUCGCCAAGGUUGCUGCCCAGGGCUUUGCCGACGAGUCCUGCUUCCCCUAUACCCCGCGAGACACCCCCUGCCGACGCGGAUGCGCCCGCCACACCGGCUUCAAGCAGGUCAACUUCCGCUCCAUCAACGACAUCAAGCAGCACGUCGCUGUUUACGGCUCUGCCAUCACCGCUUUCACGGUCUACGACGACUUCCAGCAGUGCUGCCGCAACAACGCCGUCUACCACCAGGCCUCCAACCGUCGCGAGGGUGGCCAUGCCGUCUCCAUCAUCGGUUGGGACGACAGCCGCCGCGCCUGGCUCUGCCGCAACCACUGGACCACCAACUGGGGCACGAACGGCUUCUUCUGGAUCGGAUACGGCGAGGCCGGCAUCAACUCUCUCAGUAAACAGCGAGUGCCUCUCCCCGGUGGACGAGCACCUUGACACCUUCUCUUCAUGUCGAUUUCUAUGCCCUUCCGUGUCAUUUUCGCGAUUGGCUGUCCCUAAGUGCAGUGAUGCAGGGAUGUAGUUCCUUCACAAACAAUGCCUCCGCUUUGACCAUCGGGUGGCGGUCGGUGGCCCCUCUUUCGCCCUCACCGUCGCCGGUGUCACUGGUGUCGGCUGUCGAUAUCAGACUGUUGGUCAGCGGAGCUCCAAAUACAAAAUGUCGAGCUUUUACUGAAC
Polychytrium aggregatum is the source of this 1534-nucleotide messenger RNA. RefSeq lists its product as uncharacterized. The transcript is spliced from 3 exons. Gene Ontology annotation, cellular component: lysosome. Gene Ontology annotation, molecular function: cysteine-type endopeptidase activity. The coding region runs from base 281 to 1294 and encodes 337 amino acids. Lineage: Eukaryota; Fungi; Chytridiomycota; Chytridiomycetes; Polychytriales. The record is from RefSeq and is a predicted model, not a curated record.